Messenger RNA from Doryrhamphus excisus (bluestripe pipefish), 2190 nucleotides. RefSeq names its product GDNF family receptor alpha 3 (gene gfra3). The record is from RefSeq and is a predicted model, not a curated record. NCBI's taxonomy places the organism in Eukaryota, Metazoa, Chordata, Actinopteri, Syngnathiformes, Syngnathidae. Gene Ontology annotation, molecular function: signaling receptor activity. Gene Ontology annotation, cellular component: external side of plasma membrane; signaling receptor complex. Gene Ontology annotation, biological process: nervous system development.
CAGACUGGUGAGGAAGAUCAUCAGGAGCAAGUCGUGUUUUUCACAUCUUCAGCGGAACAUUCUCACAUCUUUUUUUCAUCUUUUUAAAUUUUUUUUUAUCACGGAUUCAGAGGUCGAACAGUUUGAAAGAAGACCAAGAAGACCAAGACCAGCUCGAACGGGGCGCACGUGAGUGCUACCCGACUAGCUAACAGCGCACCGAGUCCCAGUUGAAGUCCUCAUCUCCAACACAACAUGAUGUUCUUUGGGACUCUGUUUGUUCUUUUCUCCUCCGGUGUAUUGCCUUUCCCAGUUCCCAACAUCACUUUCGCUGCCUUUGCAACUAACUGCGUUGAAGCUCAUGUGGAGUGUUCCAUGGACCCCCAAUGCAAAGACUUGUACCAGGGCUUGGAGCUGUGUACCGCCGAUACGUCUGUGGCACCAAUGGGGGAGCAGGCAGUGACUGAGUGCCUUCAACAACAGGAUGCUCUGCUGGCCAAGCAGCCUUCUUUGUCAGCUUGCAAGUGUCAUCGUGGCUUCCGCAAGGAGGAGCAGUGCUUGCAGAUAUAUUGGAGAGUACAUCUGCUGCAAGUGGAGGAUGACAUGGAAAUAUCUCCGUAUGACAACACACAAAUGGAUACUCGUAUGGCCUCCUUAGUGGCAGCCUCAACAUUGUUGCAAGUAGACGUGGAAAACCAAUGCUUGAAAGCAGCUCAGGACUGCGGCCUGUAUGAGAAGUGUGGUGCUUUGCGAUCCGAGUACGUUCUCGCCUGCACCAAGAAGGUACCAGGAAGCGAUCGAUGUAACCAGCACAAGUGUCACCGGGCGCUGCGGCGAUUCUUGGAGAGAGUACCAGAGGAGUACAGCUUUGGUGUCCUGUUCUGCCCGUGCACUAACACUCUGUGUGGCGAAAGGAGGAGGAAAACCAUCGUACCUUCUUGCGCCUACGAGGAGAUGGACGACUUGCAACCCAACUGUCUCCAUCUACAAAGCUUUUGCCGCAAGGAUGCUCUUUGCAGGUCAAGAUUAGCCGAUUUCCUUCAGAACUGCCAGCCAUCAACAACAAGCAACGGUUGUCUCAGGGACUCAGCAGGUCUCUGCCUUCGAGCCUAUGCAGGACUCAUCGGUACCAUCAUGACUCCAAACUACAUCGGGAACGACUCUGCAGAUGUUUCACUGUCUUGCAACUGCAAAGGCAGCGGCAACCAGUGGCAGGAAUGUCUGAGAUUGCAACGCAUGUUCACGCACAACACCUGCCUGCGUAAUUCCAUCAAUUGGAUGGGGAACCCUGGCUCUCUGCCUGGAGAUGUAACGCCCCCUCCUGCUCCUAGACCCUCCCCGCUGGUUCAGGAAGAUGUCAUGCUGAGCAAAAACCACGUACCCUCUGACCACCACAUUGUGGUGUACAACGAGGACAAAUCCAAACAAAGAAAGGAGCAAGAUGAAGGAGGUCAAUUCGAUGUCAUCCCGCAGUACUUGGAGAGGGCCACCGUCACCCACCUGGGACCCUCUGUCGCUGGGGUGGCUGUCCCCGUUGUUGUUUCCUUGCAACUUUUCCUUCUGCUUGUUUGUGCUGCACUGACUUGGCAAUAGAGCAAAAGAUUGACGACAUGUUGAGAGGACAGAGGUCUACACUGAUAUUCAUAAGCCGGACAGGUGAAAAUGCUGGAUUGAUGCGUGUAAAGUGUACAGAAACCCUUCACUCCAGGUGUGGAGCAUCACAUUGUCUUGUAUUUUUACCCCCCCCGUGUUUAUUCUCAAGCAGCAUGAUCCAUUCAUUCCGCACAAAACCGUCCCGACUGCCCUAUUGUGCUCUCUGCUUGAUAAAUAUGUACACACUAUAAGGAACACUGAAAGCUUUUAAGAAACAUUGUCAAGUGUUAGCGCGACAUCUGUCAUUGUUGGGGAAAACAAUGCUAUUUAUAUAAUAGUUACCGUACAGAAAUGUGGCGGUAAAAAUCAAUAUACAAAAAUAUAUAUUAAUCAAUCAAUCAUUGCUGUUUUGUGCUUGAAAAUCAAAACAUAUGCAUAUUUAAACAAUUUUUUUCGAUAAAUUAAACAUUUGAAGUAUAUGUAGGGGUGUUAUUUCAUGUCCAGAGGGCUCUAAUAAUGUUAAAAGCUAUUUAGAAGGUUUCUAUGCUCUAUGAAAAGAUUUUAUUUACAAAUAAAGAAUCCUACUUUGUGGAAAUUCACUUAUAAUGUUUGGGUCUG